AGAAAGCGUAAGCGUUCAGACCGAGGUAAACUUAUACAAUCUGCCCUAACCUAACCCAUCCCUCUGCGGCUCUGCCUAAGCGACGAAGACGAUCCAGCUGCUUCUCCCAGCGACUUCGACGAAGGCGACUGCCGCUACUUCUCCAGGUUAGCAGAAGAAGAAGAAGACGACGCUGCUACUGCCGGCGACAUCGACGAAGACGACGACCGUUGCUGCUUUAGGUUAAUCGACGAAGACGACGACGCCAUCGCUCCUUGCAACUUCGACGAAGACGGUGACCGCUGCUGUCCAGUAUAACUCUCUAGUUCUGCUUCCUCGUUUUGCAGAAGAUUAACGCCUGGUCAUUAGUUCGUCGGAGAAAAUGUUGAGUCCUGUAUCUUCGGACUCGCCUGAGGCUGAGUCAGAGAACCCCGAGUCAUGCUCAAACUCUGAGCAGCCUGCAAUAGAAACUCCGGCAUAGGGACAAAUUUUAGACUACGAAAACAAAGAUUGAAGAGAAAACAAAAGGUGGAAAAGAGCCCUGAACAAUAAAAACGUUUACCUCUAAAGAAGAGAGCCCUGAACAAACAGCCUCUUAGUGAAUCAGAUUUCAUGGAUGAUGAUGAUUUGAUGCAGGCAAUUGCUCUAUCACUACAAGAUUCUGUCGGUUUUUUAGAUGUUAGCAAAAAACCUGCUAAAUGUGAUCGUGCUCGUAUCAUGGACGAGAAGUGUAGAGUGAAGAAAGUAGACUCCAACAUUGUAGAAGGAAAAGGAAAGAGGAAGAGAAAACAAACGAUCAGGAAUCGAGUACAAAUGACUGAAGAUGAACUCAUUUUACACUUCUUUCAGUUUGAUGAAGCUGGAAAAGGAAGCAUAGGUUUGAAAGAUUUACAUAGAGUAGCAGCAUCACAUGACUUUUUAUGGUCCGAGGAAGAGCUGAGAGACAUGAUGCACUUCAAUGAUGGUGAUGGUGAUGGAAAGCUGAGACUUGACAAUUUUCGCAAAAUUGCUGUUGGUUGCAACGUGUUACAAGGAUCUGCAAAUGCUGCAUCAUGAGGCAAUAUGACUUGAUUGUAGGUGGCUUGAUUCCUUUCAUCCCUGCUGUUGUGGUUUUGUGUGACUCAGUGACUGCAUCAUCUUGGGGGCUGACCUUAAUCAAGAAUCCUGUUUAGUGCAAUAAGAAUCAUGCGUGAAAUAUCAACAAUUGACGAAUUUCUUGACCAGGGAACAAAAACUCCAUGAAAGAAAAGUUGAGCAAGUAAAAGUGAAUGAAGAUGUUUGUACACACUAUUUAAUUAAAUACUCAGCAAACCCUUCUUGUUGACCCCCUCCUGCUAUUUCAUUACAUUAGUAUUUUAUUCCAACUUAAAUAUGUUACUCGUAGAUAUGUGAUUGGUAUAAGUGUGAGACAAAAAAAUGGUGUUCGUAUGUCUUAUGAAGUUUUUUAAGAUGUUUCAGAUUAUUGAGCUUUAUUGUACUUCAAGCAUAAAGUUUUUAAAUUUAUGAUCUUAUGAAGUUUGAUACUUAUUAACAGGACAAGAUCAGAUGCGGCAAGAAAUAAAAUCAUACAGCUUGGUGCUGAUGAAGUAUUAACUCAGAGCCAGCUUGAUAUUGAAAAAGAUCUAGACUCUUCUGGUAUGCAGCAACUUCAUUUACUUGUUUAACGAGAUGUUAUCUCUGUCUCAUUUUGUGUUUUAUUUUUUAUUAUUUUGUUUUCUCACUGUUUCUUUAAUCUCACUCAAUAAAAGACUUUAUGUAUUCCAUUUGUCUCAUGUCUGAUAUAGGGCAGUAUACUUGAACCUGCAAUGGGGCUCAACUGCAUUGGUGGAAAUGUUGCUUCAUUAGCCCUUAAAUUCUUGAGCUGAAAAAUAGGCCAUAUUUGAUUAGUUCUUUUUCCCAGAUCACUUGGAAAAUUUUAUACUCUUACCAAAUACCAAUGUAUGAUUCACAAAUCACUUUACUAUUAUAUUCUUUACUAGUUUUUUCAAAAUCUAUAGCAAACCACAGGCCCAAUAUUUCAAAUGUGAAAAUCACAAUAAACUGACAAAUUGAAGCAAGAUGUGGAUAUACUAAAGGCUGAUUUAGGUGAACGUGUGAAAUGCAAAGGGACUUUUGUUAUUGCAAAGAAUGACAAGUAAUGCACACAUCGGGCGAUAGGCGGCGAGUAAGUGUUACUCAUUGUAUACUGUAAGUUUUAUUAUAUUUGGCACUUAAUGAAACAAAAGUAAUGAUUGAAUUCAUGGUUAGUUUUUCUCUUGUUAUUGAAAUGUUGUUUGCUCGUUGAUUUCUACCAAUGCUUGCUUUCUUGCAGGUGAACUGUGAUGCUAUAAAGAGCAUUGAUGUACAACCUAUUCGUUAAUUAUGUUAUGAAGCGUAAUUAGUCUGUAACUAAACAGGUGUUGUUGAUUUUCUUUUGACUGAAAAUUAAGAAAGACAGGAUUAAGCAGGUUGUUAACCUUGUCUCUUCUUUUUUCUUGUGGCCUUUUCAGUUUCACAUGUCAUAAUUGGUCUGUUAUAAAAGUCUUUGUGGUUUAAUGUCAUGUUUGUCUAGGCUUGAGGUACGAGCUUUUCUAUUUUUUCUAUUAUUAUUUAAUUAUUAUUAUUAUGAUCUAAAUUUGGUUUUUAUUAUUUUAUUUGAUAAAAAUUAGGAAAUUCUGGGUUAAACGAGUUUUAUUGAAGCCUGAAGUAUUAAAGUGUAGGAGAAGUGAAACUUAAGUUAUUUAAAUAGUGUGCUUGUAGAUACAUAAAAUUGUAAUUAUUAUAUACAGAUUAUUCAAGUCAAAUGUCUUUAGAUAUAAAUUAGGUGUUUGUAAUUUUUAUAGGUUUAUAUGCCUUCAGAAGCAAAUUCAGAGGGCUGACACCACAUUUGAAUUGUUGUGCUUCAGGAAUGGUGGGGUGUGGACUUUGAGAUUAAAAAAGCCAUGCUCAGAAGUUCUUUGAAUUUGACUCUGAGAAGCACAGAUGGAAGGACUUAGGUGGCAUGACUCAGUUAAUUAGCUUAAAGAGAAGUGUUAAUGUUAUUGUAUUGGUGAUGCUUCAUGUACUUCGAUAGGGCAAAUGUGCCUUUUUUUCUGUUUUGAUUAAUAGAAGAAUAUUGUGGUCAUGUUGGAAUGAAAAGGUGUUAUUUUUUUUAUUUAAAAA
This is a messenger RNA of Cuscuta europaea, 3120 nucleotides long. NCBI's taxonomy places the organism in Eukaryota, Viridiplantae, Streptophyta, Magnoliopsida, Solanales, Convolvulaceae. The record is from the annotation of a GenBank genome assembly.